UGCUGUAUUUAUACCCCUUGGAGAGCUCAAACAAAGGCAAAUAUUAGUAAUGGGCCUUUACCAGCGAUAACGCAUAUUUCAUUGAGUGACUUAUUAAGAAAUAUUCAUGCGAUUUUAGAUUUAUCUUUCAGGCAAUUCUCGUAUCGGUCUAUGAUCUCUAGUAUCUAUAAAUAAGGUGAAUGCAUUUAUUGGCCCAUCUAGCAGAUCCAUACUUGUACUUGAAAUGCUUAAUGACCAAAUGGUUGUGAGUAAUAGAAUUUUCCCCUUAAUGAAUGUCCUUUCCUUAUGUAACUAAUAUUUCAAGCAAUCAUUUCAAUUUUACCCAUUGCCUUAAAAGUUAUAUAUAUCAAGAUAGCAUUCAUUAUAUAUUAUCCAUAUCAAUCCCUCGGUAUUCCUUCCCUUACAACCCCUUGUGAGAGCCUGAACCGCUCCUGGCAGCUCGUGACCCAAGCGCAACAGCAUUGCAAUUUGGCAAACCCACCCCUCAAAGAUGGACACAUGGAGCGGAUAUGACGCACUGCGUCGGCGCGCUACAUGUCAACCCCCCAGAGAGCGACUUGGAUGUGGACUUGGUAAAUGCCGCUGCUCCCUCACCCUGCGUCCUGUCAACGAUAAACAAAAACAAGUUGGAGAGCCAGAGAGAGAGCUUGUGCCUGACAGCUGAAAGUACCAAAAAUUUCCCUUCCUCGGGAGCACGGAACACGGAGCACGGAGCACGGAGCACACCACUCACAACUGGACGUCGAACGGGGGCUCAAGUGCGCCAGCUAGCUGGCGUCAAGGAAAUUAUCGAUUUUCGGAUGUGAAGUGAAAAAUUUCAACUCGACUUUCGCGAUUGUGUGAGCCAGGUCUUCCAAAAAUAUAAAGAAAUCAAGUCGAAUCGAAUCCAAUAAAGCUCCCAGCUAGCCCGUAGUUGUGGGCGUGGCAGCUGGCCGAAGCCAGGUCCCAAGACGACAUGGCCGACAGCGAAUUCGAGGAGUUCCACAGGCCCAUAUUUGAGCCCCACACGAUUCCCACAUUCGGAGCUGGAGCUGGCAACAAGAAGAAUAAUCCCCAUGCAUUUUACUCACUAAUUCCCAACGAUGAACUGGAGGAUAGUCACUCCUCAAAGAGCGAAGGCGAUGGCUCCGAUCAGGAGGAUGGCAUCGGGCAUGACCGCGAGCCCAAGAUGCGCCAGGUGGAGGAUGACGAGCUGGGCGAUGGCCUAAAGGUCACCCUGUCCUCGGAUGGAUCCCUGGACACUAAUGACUCUUUCAAUUCACAUUGUCAUCACCCGUUGAACCAUCAGGAUGCAAUUGGUGGCUUCCUGGGCAUGGAUACCAGUGGCUUGGGUGGCAACAGUCCUCCAGUGACCAUUGGGGCAAGCACAGAUCUUCUGGCUCCAAAUUCAGCAGCCACUCGACGACGGCGCAAACUCCCCGAAAUUCCCAAGAAUAAGAAAUCUUCCAUUCUCCAUCUUCUAGGUGGCUCCAACUUUGGCUCUCUGGCAGAUGAGUUCCGCAACAAUGGAGGUGCUCCUCCACCAGCAGCUCGUGGCGGCAAUGGUCAGCAGCGCUCCUUUCUAUCCCUCAAGUGUGGUUAUUUAAUGGACGAGGACUCCAGUCCGGACUCGGAGCGUCUUCAGAGCCUGGGCGAUGUGGAUAGCGGUCACAGCACAGCGCACUCACCGAAUGACUUCAAGAGCAUGUCGCCACAGAUCACUUCGCCCGUGUCCCAAUCUCCCUUUCCGCCACCCUUUGGGGGUGUUCCCUUUGGCCAACUAGAGAUGCUGGAGGCCACACAUCGCGGCUUGCACAAGUUUGUGCCGCGGCACCACGAUGAAAUUGAGCUGGAGAUUGGCGAUGCCAUCUAUGUGCAAAAGGAGGCCGAGGACCUGUGGUGCGAGGGCGUCAAUCUGCGCACCGGACGCCAGGGCAUCUUCCCCUCGGCCUAUGCCGUCGAUCUGGACUACAAUGAGUUCGAUCCCACGGUGCAGCUGGUGAAGAAGGAGCGCUACCUUUUGGGUUACCUCGGUUCCGUGGAGACGCUGGCGCACAAGGGCACGGGUGUGGUUUGCCAGGCGGUGCGAAAGAUUGUCGGCGAAUAUGGAAGCUCACCCACCGGACAGACCUGCAUCCUGGAGGUGUCCGAUCAGGGAUUGCGAAUGGUGGAUCGAUCGGGACCGAAUCAAAACAAGAAGGAUAAGAAGCCUUGCAUCGACUACUUCUACUCGCUGAAGAACGUCUCAUUCUGCGCCUUUCACCCUCGGGAUCAUCGCUUCAUUGGCUUCAUCACCAAACACCCGACGGUUCAGCGGUUUGCGUGUCACGUCUUCAAGGGAUCGGAGUCCACAAGACCCGUGGCCGAGGCAGUGGGCCGUGCUUUUCAGCGUUUCUAUCAGAAAUUCAUUGAGACCGCCUAUCCCAUCGAGGACAUCUACAUUGAGUAGAGAGUAACGUAACGUCAGGGUGGUUUGUGCUUCAUUAUCCCAAUAUGAUAUAUUUUUUGUGCGGUUAUUACGAAUAAAACGAUAAAUCUCAAGAAAUAUUUGCUCUUCUUAAAGAGAUUCUUAAAACAAAAAUUCAAUAAGCUCGCAAUAGAAAACUCUAGCGAUAAAAGAAACCAAACAAUACAUAUAGAUUAUUCUAAUUUUUCCGUUCCUACGAAUUGUGCAAGAUCUUAGACAUGUAAAUAGUUACCUUUUGGUUCCAAAACUCCCACUUGACACUCGCUUCAAGCAAUCAGCAAUAGCAAUAGUUGCCCUUUAUAGGAACACACCUUAAACACACUCGCACACACACCUAGCCUAGGUAAAUGCACAACCAAGAAUCCAAACGAUAAGUUAAACUCCUUUUGAAGAUCCUGAAAUUUUGUAUCGAAAGAUACAGGCUCAGUUGGGUCUUAGAUAUAUAUUUUGAAUUGAUUUAACUUGAAGUAACUUGAAACCCUCUCGAUCCAUGGCACAGCACAAAUACAGUGAGGCCAAAGUAAUUUAGAGAUCUAACAGAUUUAUAUCCGAAGUUUAGUUAUUACUUACAUCUAUCUUUCAGUUACAAGACUCAACAAUAUCGAACACCAGCUGCUACAUUUUCAAGUAUUCUCAAUAAAAGCCCAGUUCUAAGAUGUGUAAAACCUAUAAAGUUGUAUACAAAAAGACGAAUAUAUAUACUGUAU
Molecule: messenger RNA, 3153 nt
Organism: Drosophila serrata
Lineage: Eukaryota; Metazoa; Arthropoda; Insecta; Diptera; Drosophilidae
Gene: Aplip1
Product: JNK-interacting protein Aplip1
Biological process (GO): JNK cascade; regulation of JNK cascade
Cellular component (GO): cytoplasm
Molecular function (GO): MAP kinase scaffold activity; JUN kinase binding
Source: RefSeq, a predicted model, not a curated record